Epinephelus lanceolatus (giant grouper) is the source of this 941-nucleotide messenger RNA. Lineage: Eukaryota; Metazoa; Chordata; Actinopteri; Perciformes; Serranidae. The record is from RefSeq and is a predicted model, not a curated record.
GUGUAUGACGAACUGCCCGACCCUCAUUGUGACUGUGGGACUUCCAGCCCGAGGGAAGACUUACAUUUCAAAGAAGCUUACACGCUACUUAAACUGGAUAGGUGUGCCAACCAAAGAGUUCAAUGUUGGCCAGUACCGGAGAGAGAGUCUGAAGAUCUACAAAUCCUUUGAGUUCUUCCGUCCAGAUAAUGAAGAGGGAUUAAAAAUCAGACGAAUCGAGGCGAUUUGCUCAGGUUUUAAAAGGGUUAAUUGACCAAUAUCAACCAAAAAAAUAACGUAUAAACAUCUUGAAAUGAAGAACAAUAUACCAACACCAGUAGUGGCCUGCUUUCUCUGGAGCUGAAUCCACUGAUGAGGCUCCUUUUUGCUUGAUUUAACACAACCCUCCGAGGCUGCGUGGCCAUCAGCCAUAACGACAGUUUGUGAAAUGUCUCAUCAGCACUGAUUAAUCAGCUUAACCAAUUAAUCAGUUGUCUUUUAAUACUGUUUAUACCAUGGUCUGGCUGAAUACUCAAUUCUGAUUGGCUGCAGGGUGUCCGUUAAAAAGUGUUAUAGGACAGCUUAAAAGACGUUGCAGUCAAAUUGCCUGAUGACAGGUUCGAAAUUAUUGCGCUGGCUCAACUGCUAGUUUGUAACCAUAGCAACAGAGAGUCAGAGCAGAGGCAACGGAUUACAAUGGGCAUCAUGAGUGAUUUUAUCGUUUAAUUUAUUUGGUGAAUUUGAUAAAUUUGAUGACAGGGAUGCAGAAGAGAGGUUAGAGAAUGAAAAGAAAAGGGAGAAAUGGCACAAGGAGGUGACACCGGAAGAAAUAAAUAAUUUAGAAGAUGAGACACCUGGAAACUCAUCAGAUCAUGACCGUCAUGGGACAUCGGUGUGAGAGCAGCCUGCAGGCUUAUUGGGCUCCGUCAGCGCAGGAGAGACGAGACUGGAGCAACAUCUUG